AUGGAUUCUAAAGCGAGAUUAUAUCAUUGUGAUGUUUGUUCAUCUGAUUGUACUAAUCGUAUUCGUGUGAAAUGUGCAGUUUGUAAUGAUUAUGAUCUUUGUGUUCCAUGUUUCAGUAGUGGUUCAACUACUGGAGAUCAUAAGAGUUGGCAUGAUUAUCAAAUAAUUGAACAAAAUACAUAUCCAAUAUUUGAUCGAGAUUGGGGAGCUGAUGAAGAAUUAUUAUUAAUUCAAGGGUGUGAAACUUUUGGUUUAGGAAAUUGGGCUGAUAUAGCUGAUCAUAUUGGUAAUAGAAGUAAAGAUGAAGUUGCAAAACAUUAUUUUGAUGUAUAUUUAAAUAAAGAUACAUAUCCUUUACCAGAUAUGAAUAAAGAUUUCAAUGAAAUUUCCCCAGCUGAAUUUUUAGAAGAUAGAAAAAAGAGAUUGGAAGUAAGAAAGAAUUUACCAUUACCACCACCAAAACUGAAACCAGUUGCAUCUGUACCAUUAUGUCAUGAAAUUCAAGGUUAUAUGCCUGGUAGAUUAGAAUUUGAUCAUGAAGCUGAAAAUGAAGCUGAAAUUCCAGUUAAAGAUCUUAUAUUUGAUCCUGAUGACUCAAAGAAUGAUAUUGAAUUAAAAUUAACUAUUCUUGAUAUUUAUAGUUCAAGAUUAACAACUAGAGCUGAAAGGAAAAGAGUAUUGAUAUUGAAUAAUUUAUUAGAAUAUAGAAAGAAUAUUAGUUUGGAUAAAAGGAAACUGAAAGAAGAAAAAGAUUUAUUAAGAAAAAUCAAUGCAUAUAUUAGAGUAUUAACUCCUGAAGAUUUUAAUUCAUUUACUCGAGAUUUUUUAACUGAAUUAAAAUGUCGAAUUAGAAUUCAACAACUUCAAAAUUGGCGUAAGCAUGGAAUACUUACAAUUGAAGAUGGGAAUAAAUUUGAAAAGGAUAAAUUAAUUAGAGCUGCUCAUUAUCAAAGAAUGGGUAAUGGAUCUUUAAGUGCCAGACAUUCAUCUCAAACUCCUGGAUUAAUGAAUGGAUCAAUGGCUAAUGGAGGUAAUGGAUUAUCAUCAAUUUCUAAUGGAAAUGGAGGAAUUCGAAAACCUUAUUCAUCAUUAGCAAAUUCACCUCAACCUGAAUAUAAACCAAAAUUAGGUAAUGCAAGAGCUCCAUUAGAUAUUAGUCAUGCAGUAGAUUUUGAAUUAUUAUCGAAUGAAGAGAAACAAUUAUGUGCUAAUUUAAGAAUAUUACCCAAACCAUAUUUAGCCAUUAAGAAUCAAUUAAUUAAAGAAGCAGUUAAAAAUAAUGGUGUUUUAAAGAAAAAAGAUGCAAGACAAGCAUUAAAAAUUGAUGUUAAUAAGGCUAGUAAAAUUUAUGAAUUUUUUGUUCAAAUGGGUUGGUGUUCUCAAGGUUAG
Molecule: messenger RNA, 1389 nt
Organism: Scheffersomyces amazonensis
Lineage: Eukaryota; Fungi; Ascomycota; Pichiomycetes; Serinales; Debaryomycetaceae
Gene: ADA2
Product: chromatin-binding transcription regulator
Exons: 1
Coding region: 1-1389 (462 amino acids)
Biological process (GO): chromatin remodeling; regulation of transcription by RNA polymerase II
Cellular component (GO): SAGA-type complex; nucleus
Molecular function (GO): protein binding; transcription coactivator activity; chromatin binding
Source: RefSeq, a predicted model, not a curated record